Caenorhabditis auriculariae is the source of this 1215-nucleotide messenger RNA. Lineage: Eukaryota; Metazoa; Nematoda; Chromadorea; Rhabditida; Rhabditidae. The record is from the annotation of a GenBank genome assembly.
AUGUUGCAGCCUCCGAUUUCUUCGGAGCGCAUAGUCAAACCAACAGCUCCUGCGAGAUCCGUUAACAAGACUGAAAAACCCCCGAAGACUUUCGUGGCCCCUAAAGUCGCCCCUCCGCCAUCUGCCGCUCGAACUUCGCCCAGAAAGCAACCCAACCAAUACCCGAUGCCGACGCUUUAUACAAAUCGAAGAUAUGACUUUGAACAGGUCAACACUGCGGCCACGGCUCGAAGUUUGACAUCUUUACAUAGUAUUUGGUGUCAUUUUCUCGUAUUUUCAGCAUUGGCUCUUUUGACUCGAGACCAGGAAACGGAGAAAAUUCUCCAAAAUCCGAAGGAGUUGAUCACCUCGACGUAAGAUGAUCUUAUUGAAAAAUUGAGGAAAAUAUAAUUUCCCUAAAGUUUUAGCUUCUGGAAGGCUUGGGGGUUUUUUGAAAAAUUCUCAUUUUCUACUUUUAGAAGCUUCACUUUUUUUAAUCUAAAAAAAUUAUAGUUUUUUUUUCGUUGUUGAACUUAUCGGAACAAUUUAUUUUCAAAAAUGAGUGGAAGUUUUUGGAUUGAGUUCGGCUUUUAAUGGUUCAGUUUACGAAUAGGAAAAAUUUUUUUCAAUUUGUAUAUUUAAAAUUUUUUUGAACAAAUGGUGGCUGAAAAAAACUAGUGAGGACCUCAUUUUGCUAGAAUAUCUGUAAAGAAAUUUUUUUAUUGUCGGAAUUUUUAUAGUAAAAAAUUUUUUUUCAGUUUUUUUAGCUGUCCUUCGAAAAGUUCAAAAAAAAAUUUCUCUUGCUAGGGCAAAACUUAUUUUAUAAUUCAAGAAAAAGAAAACCAAAAAUAUAAAUUUUCAAUUAACACAAAAAAUGAUCCAUUAGCCUCUUUUUAUUUUUUCAACCUUGUGCCUUUAAACUCAAGAAUUGAGUUCAAGAUUUAACAUUUUAAAAUUCCAGGAUCCACGGCCGAAAAGGCAUUUCGGUUCGGGAGCAGCAGGCGGCGAUGAUGAAGGUGGACGUGAAAGAGCGCGUGGCGAAACUCAAGGCAGAGAACUCGAAACGGUCCGAAAAGGCCCCCUACGAGAUCGCCAAGCCUGGAGGCGUCGAUAUGAAACCCGCCAUCCCACUCAUUCACAAUAUACAAACCAUGGAAAAAGACGGUUCAUCAUUGUCGAAACGAGUUGAAAUUCAAACUGGCUUCAGGCUUGGAAAUAAUUUCUACUGGAAAAUGA